UGGACAACAUAGUAUUUGUCACACUCUCCAAUACUUGUAGUGAAGAGAAAAAUAUAAUACUCUUAACACUGGGGCCUCUCAUGGCGUAGCGUGGGUUUGACUAUGUUUGCAGCUUUCCCAAUUUCAUAUCAAGUUUAGGCUGUCUAUUUGAGAAAUAUGGAUCGAGCAAGGUUAAAUAAAAGAACCCGUUACUCAGGUUCAACACCGUCAGAGGAGUCAGCCUUAGAUCUUGAAAAAUACUGCUGCAGUUAUUCUAAUCUUCCUUCACUUAGUCCACCAACACUUCAACCUUAUGCAUCGGCUGGACAACACUCUGAGAGUAAUGCUGCAUACUUCUCCUGGCCUAGUCGGCUAAAUGAUGCUGCUGAAGAGAGAGCUAACUAUUUCGCGAAUCUUCAGAAAGGAGUUUUGCCAGAAACUCUUGGCCGAUUGCCCGAGGGGCAGCGAGCGACAACCUUGCUUGAUCUCAUGACUAUAAGGGCAUCUCAUAGCAAACUCUUGCGUUGCUACAGUCUUGGUACGGCAAUUGGUUUUCGUAUUCGACGUGGUGUUUUGACUGAUAUACCAGCAAUACUAGUUUUCGUAUCCCGGAAAGUUCACAAGCAAUGGCUUAGUCCAAUUCAGUGUCUACCUACUGCUUUAGAGGGUCCUGGAGGUGUGUGGUGUGAAGUUGAUGUGGUCGAGUUCUCCUAUUUUGGUGCACCAGAGCCGACACCGAAGGAGCAGUUGUACACAGAGAUAGUUGAUGACCUGCGGGGUAGUGACCCAUAUAUUGGUUCAGGAUCUCAGGUAGCAAGCCAGGAGACAUAUGGAACCUUGGGUGCUAUUGUGAGGAGCCUGUCAGGCAAUCGACAAGUUGGUUUCCUAACAAACCGGCAUGUUGCUGUUGACUUAGAUUACCCAAAUCAGAAAAUGUUCCAUCCUUUACCUCCAACACUUGGACCUGGAGUAUAUCUGGGUUCAGUGGAGAGAGCUACAUCUUUUAUCAGAGACGACCUUUGGUAUGGCAUAUUUGCUGGCAUAAAUCCAGAGACAUUUGUUAGGGCAGAUGGUGCAUUCAUCCCUUUCACAGAUGAUUUUGAUAUGACCUCUGUUACUACUUCUGUUAAGGGCAUAGGGGAAAUUGGUGAUGUCAAAAUUAUAGAUUUGCAAUCUCCUAUUAGUAGUCUCAUUGGAAAGCAAGUGACGAAGGUUGGAAGAAGCUCUGGAUUGACUACCGGGACUGUCUUGGCAUAUGCCCUUGAAUACAAUGAUGAGAAAGGGAUUUGCUUCUUGACUGAUUUUCUUGUCAAUGGAGAAAACCAGCAGACGUUUGACCUUGAAGGAGACAGUGGUAGUUUAAUCGUUUUGAAGGGUGAGAGUGGGGAGAAACCCCGACCAAUUGGUAUUAUUUGGGGUGGAACUGCAAAUAGGGGGCGGCUUAAACUAAAGGUGGGACAAUCACCAGAAAACUGGACUAGUGGAGUUGACCUUGGGCGCCUGCUCAAUUUCCUUGAACUUGAUAUCAUCACAAAAGAUGAAGCUCUAAAAGUUGCAGUGCAAGAACAGAGAGCUGCCUCUGCCACAAUGGUGGGCUCUACAGCUGGGGAUUCUUCGCCUCCUGAUAUAAUGCUUCCAAAGGACAAAAUAGAGCCUCUUGGGCUUCACAUUCAACAAAUUCCCAUGGAAGAUGGCAUUGGUGGCCCUGAUAUAAACUCUUCGCCUGUGGAAGCUACAUUUAACUUGGAAGAAGGCGGGAUCAACUUUGAUGCAAAUGUUGAACAUCAAUUCAUUCCAAGCUUCAAUGGGCAACCUCCGGCUAAUCAAGACGAUCAUCGUGACAAGUCAGCAUAUGAGAAUCUUUCAGCUUUGAGGAAAGGCUCUGAUGAAGACAUCAGCUUUUCCUUGCAGUUGGGUGGUCAUGAAUCCAAGAGAAGACGUUCAGAACCUCCACCAAGCGCAGAUGAACCAGAAUGAUUUUCUCCUUUUAUGUGCUGGUUCAUUUUUCUUUGAGUUCAAAGGAAAUGCAUUUGUUGUUUGUUUCUGAAAACAAGAAAGAGGUCCAAUUUGGUUUUUGAGGUGCUAAAUUUUCAUCAUGUGGCCAUUGAUGGCAACCUGUGUAUGAGGAGUUUUGUAUUUGAACAUGUCAGUACUGCAAAAUCCAAUUGUAAAAUAUAUGCAAGUUAAAAAAAGAGGCUGCUUUCUUGAGCUAUUUAGAUUCAUGGUACUCCAUGCAUCUCUCUGUGCAGUCUCAAAACUUGCCUUUGAUGUAUAUUUAUGCUGGAUAUCCUAAGAAAGGAAGAGUUGAACGAAAAACAAAACACAAAA
Molecule: messenger RNA, 2307 nt
Organism: Solanum dulcamara
Lineage: Eukaryota; Viridiplantae; Streptophyta; Magnoliopsida; Solanales; Solanaceae
Product: protein NARROW LEAF 1
Exons: 6
Coding region: 157-1956 (599 amino acids)
Source: RefSeq, a predicted model, not a curated record